Messenger RNA from Coregonus sp. 'balchen', 2618 nucleotides. The record is from the annotation of a GenBank genome assembly. NCBI's taxonomy places the organism in Eukaryota, Metazoa, Chordata, Actinopteri, Salmoniformes, Salmonidae.
AUGACUCCUCUUUUUGCUUUGUUGCUACUUUUCCUGAGCGCUGCGGAGCCCCGACAUGUCGGUCCUGGUUACACAGUGCUGAGGACUCAGAAGAGGGACGGGGCUGCAGGUGCACUGACCAAGGGGACCGGGGAGUCAGACUCAGGGGUGAAUCUGAAUCAGAUUGGAGGUGAUAUGGGAUAUAUAGAACCCCUGAUGCAUGAAUCAGACGCUAACCAAAAGAGAAUCCCCCGGGGCGCCAAGGAUGGGAGCUCGAGGAAACGGGACCAGCAGUCUCCCCACAGCUACCAACACCCCAGACCGUAUGAACCGGAAGGCUACUUCACCACGCCCAAGGGCCCACACCUGGCCAACAGCACCUCGGACAGGGACGGCAGAUCCCGGGGAAACUCUUCCAAGAGCUCGGUGCUGCUCCACAACCCGCUCUACCCGGUAACCGACAGCUCAUACGGGGCUUACGCAGUGAUGCUACUCGCCCUCAUCCUAUUCGCCAUGGGCAUCGUUGGUAACCUCGCGCUCAUGUGUAUCGUUUGGCACAAUUAUUACCUGAAGAGCGCGUGGAACUGCAUCCUAGCCAGCCUGGCAUUCUGGGACUUCCUCGUGCUCUUUUUCUGUCUGCCCGUGGUCGUCUUCAACGAGCUCACCAAGAGACGGUUGCUAGGGGACCUGUCCUGUCGGAUCGUGCCCUACAUGGAGGUAAAAAGUUCACAUUGAACGUCCACGCACGUGAGGACAUUUCGGCCGUGUGCAUUAACAAGCCAAAGAGAUGCACCUGUUGCGUCACGCGCAGGUGUCCCGUUAUUUCUGCAUCACACCUCUAGCUUUCCUCGUUCUCCCAUUAUUUAAUAGUAGGCCAGUCAUACACACAAGUUAUCAUACUUUGUAAUUCAUAAAAAGGAUUAUACCUACACAUAUAGGGACGACAGGAUGGUGGUUAUAACCUACUAUUCAUAUAUUUUUUAAUAUCCUCCCUGUGUGAGUGCACUGGGGACUCUGCCAUUAGGGCUGGAAUAGUGCACUUGCAGGGUUGAUGGUGCAAGCCCUGCUCUGGCUGUUCCCUUAGUCUGGGUAUUUCCAAUAUAUUUCAGACUAAAUCUGUACUUAAAUCACUAUGAUGUGUGUGUUUUAUAGUUGUAAUUACACUAUGUGCACCACCGUGUAUAUAGCUGUCUUCAUACCGCCCCAGUCUGCCAGCCGCCUCUGUGUUAUGGUAGUUCGCCUACUGUUAUGCUAACGAGCGCAUCACGUUAACUCUGUGUUAUGGUAGUUCGCCAAUUGUUAUGCUAACGAGCGCCUCACAUUAAUUGUCUGGCGGGUGUGUGUAAUUAAUUGAGGUUCUUAGGAACUCUUAUCGAGGAGGGGAUCUGGGUCAGACAGACCGUUCUAAUGCUAGUCUAUAUGCUCUUUUCAAUCUGCCUGAAUAGGUUAAUUUGCAUAUUCCUAGGGGGCAUUUAUUUGGAGCAGUAGUGUUUCCCAAAGUUUUUUUCUUGAGCAUUUUCUAUUGAAACCAGAGUCACUCAAUCCCAUUCCUUCUCCUUCUCUCCUUUCCCCUGUCCGCUUCUUUUCUGUCCUUCUUUGCCCUCACCUGUCUCGCCCAUCUUCCCUCUCUGCCUUCUUCCCCUCCCUUUCUCCCCCUCUCCCUCCAGGUGACCUCUCUGGGAGUAGCUACAUUCAGCCUGUGUGCGUUGAGCAUCGACCGGUUCCACGCAGCGACCAGCCCCCAGCCCCAGGCCCCGCGGGUGGAGCCCUGCCAGUCCAUCCUGGCCAAGCUGUCUGUGGUCUGGAUCGGCUCCAUGGUCCUGGCUGCUCCAGAGCUGCUGCUGUGGCAGCUCACCCAGGAGGUCUCCGUCCAGCCAGGGGGCUAUGUGGUGGACCUGUGUGUCCGGAGGCCCUCCCUGAGCCUGCCUGAGUCGGUCUACUCCCUGGUGCUGACCUACCACGAGGCCCACAUGUGGUGGUACUUCGGCUGCUACUUCUGCCUGCCGCUCCUCUUCACCCUCGCCUGCCAGCUGGUGACAAGACACGUUGUCGCUGAGGAGGCACGGACGAAACAGGGGAGCAGCACAGUAGUAGGAGGAAAAGGAGUACGCCCUUCCUCCUCUUUCUCUUCGUCGUCCUCCUCCUCCUCUCCCAAGAAGCAGCAGCUGAAGAGAGACCGUAGGUUGAGUUCUACAGUCGUGGCGUUGGCCAUCGUUUAUGCCGUGUGUAACCUGCCCGAGAACGUCUGUAACAUCGCUCUGGCCUAUGUCGCCAACCCCGUCUCCACGACGACUGAGGCCCUGCUGGCUCUGAUUGGCCAGUUCCUGUUGUUUGUCCGUUGCUCGGCGACGCCGGUGUUGUUCCUGUGUCUGUGUCGUUCUCUGGGCCAAGCCUUCAUGGACUGUUGCUGUUGUUGCUGUGAGGAGUGUCUACCCAAUGGAGCCUCUUCAUCAUCAUCAUCCUCCACUACCGCCACCACAGUCUCCACCUACCCCUCCUCCCUUUCAUCCCCAUCAUCACUCUCUCCAUCCUCCACCAAGGAGGAGAAGCUGAAGAUUGUGUCUGGAACCAUACCAGCCAUCUUCUAUGACAAGGCCAAAGACAGCUCCUCUCUCAUGGCCAUCGGAACACCCUGCUGA